Molecule: messenger RNA, 2320 nt
Organism: Arvicanthis niloticus (Nile rat)
Lineage: Eukaryota; Metazoa; Chordata; Mammalia; Rodentia; Muridae
Gene: Cdc16
Product: cell division cycle 16
Biological process (GO): cell division; positive regulation of mitotic metaphase/anaphase transition; anaphase-promoting complex-dependent catabolic process
Cellular component (GO): cytoplasm; anaphase-promoting complex
Molecular function (GO): protein binding
Source: RefSeq, a predicted model, not a curated record
GGGGACUUCCGGGGUAGGGCCUGUCGGAGCGGAAGUGCCGUGUGGCGCGCGGGGUCUGAUCCGGGCGGUGGUCGGCGCGCUUAGGUUCAUCGACAGCCGGGGGCGCGCGGAGGCUCGAGAGGGUGUCGGGUGCCUGACCUGGCCUCGCGGCCAUGAACCUGGAGCCGCUGCGCAAACGCGUCCGGCAGUACUUGGACCAGCAACAGUAUCAAAGUGCUCUGUUUUGGGCAGACAAGGUAGCUUCACUCUCUCAUGAGGAACCCCAGGAUGUUUAUUGGUUGGCUCAGUGUCUUUACCUCACAGCACAAUACCACAGAGCAGCCCAUGCACUCCGGUCACGCAAGCUGGACAAACUGUAUGAAGCUUGCCGAUACCUUGCAGCUAGAUGCCAUUACGCUGCAAAAGAGCACCAGCAGGCCCUGGACAUCCUCGAUAUGGAGGAGCCGAUCAACAGAAGGCUCUUUGAGAAGUACCUGAAGGAUGACAGUGGCUCAAAAGAUCCUUCUAGUGACUGGGAGAUGUCACAGUCCUCCAUAAAGAGCUCUAUCUGUCUUCUACGAGGGAAAAUCUAUGAUGCUUUAGAUAAUCGCACCCUGGCUACCUACAGUUACAAAGAGGCUCUGAAGCUCGACGUCUACUGCUUUGAAGCCUUUGAUCUUCUGACAUCACACCACAUGCUGACAGCACAGGAAGAAAAAGAACUUCUGGACUCACUGCCUCUUAGCAAGCUCUGUGCUGAAGAACAAGAAUUGCUACGAUUUGUAUUUGAGAACAAAUUAAAGAAGUAUAAUAAGCCCAGUGAAACUGUCAUUCCCGAGUCAGUGGAUGGCUUGCAAGAGAAUCUGGAUGUGGUAGUGUCUUUAGCUGAGAGACAUUAUUAUAACUGUGACUUUAAGAUGUGCUACAAGCUUACUUCUGCAGUGAUGGAAAAAGAUCCCUUCCAUGCAAACUGCUUACCUGUGCACAUAGGAACUCUUGUGGAGCUGAAUAAAGCAAAUGAACUGUUCUAUCUUUCUCACAAAUUGGUGGAUUUAUAUCCGAGUAAUCCUGUAUCUUGGUUUGCGGUGGGAUGUUACUAUCUCAUGGUUGGUCAUAAAAAUGAGCAUGCCAGAAGAUAUCUCAGCAAAGCUACCACGUUGGAGAAGACCUACGGACCUGCCUGGAUAGCCUACGGGCAUUCCUUUGCAGUGGAGAGUGAGCACGACCAAGCAAUGGCCGCCUAUUUCACAGCUGCACAGCUGAUGAAAGGGUGUCACUUGCCAAUGCUAUAUAUUGGAUUAGAAUAUGGUUUGACCAAUAACUCGAAACUGGCUGAGCGGUUCUUUGGCCAAGCUCUGAGCAUCGCCCCAGAAGACCCAUUUGUUAUUCAUGAGGUUGGAGUGGUUGCCUUUCAGAAUGGAGAAUGGAAAACAGCAGAAAAAUGGUUUCUCGAUGCUUUGGAAAAAAUUAAAGCAAUUGGGAAUGAGGUGACAGUUGACAAAUGGGAGCCUCUGUUGAACAACCUGGGACAUGUCUGCAGAAAACUUAAGAAGUAUGCUGAGGCCUUGGAUUACCACAGGCAGGCCCUGGUGCUCAUCCCUCAGAACGCAUCCACCUACUCUGCCAUCGGCUACAUCCACAGCCUGAUGGGCAACUUCGAAAACGCUGUGGACUACUUCCACACGGCUCUUGGUCUUAGGCGAGAUGACACAUUUUCUGUUACAAUGCUUGGUCACUGCAUUGAAAUGUACAUUGGUGAUUCUGAAGCUUACAUCGGAGCAGACAUUAAAGACAAAUUAAAGUGCUAUGACUUCGAUGUGCAUACAAUGAAAACACUAAAAAACAUCAUUUCACCACCAUGGGAUUUCAGGGACUUUGAAGUAGAAAAGCAGAACACAGAGGAAGCGGGGCUUGCACCUCUGGAAAACGCCACUAAAACUCCAGAGUCCAGACCUUCCUUGGAAGAGACUUUUGAAAUUGAAAUGAAUGAAAGUGACAUGAUGCUAGAGACGUCUAUGUCAGACCACAGCACAUAACCACAGCACUUAACCUCACAGAGGUCCAGGGUCCACCCUCAUGUGCCAGCGUAGGUCAGUGCUCCCUUGAAGCCUUGCUACGUCAUACGGAUUUCCCAGUUCCUGAUGUGACUCCAGACUACAUCUCUACAGUUAGGACCAGCAGCCUGCAUUAAGAGGUGGGACAGCAGACCUUGGCAACAGAUGUUUUCUGAUUUUCUGAACCUACAAAGUAAUUAGUUACAUGUAGCAGAAUAAAGAAGGUCAACUGUUUGUUGUCUUUUUCAUUGUCUUUUCCAAUAAAUUUAUAUUUGGGAAUAACUUUA